AUGUACCUCACGGUCCUAAAUGUCUCUGGCAACAGCAUUGAGAAUCUUGAGGGAUUAAAGAGCUUAACCCGGUUGAAAUGUCUGAAUUUAAAUCAAAAUUGCAUUUCGCGGUUAAAUGGCUUGGAAAAUUUAAAAAAUCUUCAGAGACUCUAUCUUAACCACAACAAGCUGCAUGAUUUCCCUUCGUGGUUUCAACACAAUCUUUUUUCUCUUAAAUGUUUGCAAGUCGGAUAUAACAGAAUUGACAACCUCCACAUUUUGACAAAGCUUCGGCGUCUACCUAAUCUAACGGAACUCGUGAUAAGAGGAAACCCAGCCACCGACCCAGAAAACGCACACUUUAAUUCCAUCUGUUCCUCGAAGUCCAGCGCCGAUACUGACCAACAGGAGUCUGUUUUUAAACAGUGCUGUCGAUCUUUCGCUAUUUUCCACUUGCGAUCGCUGACGCUAUUGGACGGACAGGUUGUUGUGCCUGAGGAACGAAAAGAGGCCGAUUCCUGGUUUGAGCAAGCCGAGAUAUCGCGUAUCAACAGUCAAUUGGAAUCGAGGGAGGCUGAGGUAGCCGAGCUCUCGGACUGCCUAGCGCGCCUAUCGAUCGAGGCGGAAGGACGCGGGGCGCUAGCCGAAGGUUUAGCCAAACAGAAGGCUGAACAGGAUCUUAGACUGGAUGAAAUGCGGAAGGAGCUCGCCGCCAAGGAUGAACUGGUAAGUAAAUUUCACAUGGCCUAG
Hydatigera taeniaeformis is the source of this 729-nucleotide messenger RNA. The record is from the annotation of a GenBank genome assembly. NCBI's taxonomy places the organism in Eukaryota, Metazoa, Platyhelminthes, Cestoda, Cyclophyllidea, Taeniidae.